Molecule: messenger RNA, 2767 nt
Organism: Toxotes jaculatrix (banded archerfish)
Lineage: Eukaryota; Metazoa; Chordata; Actinopteri; Toxotidae
Product: mediator of DNA damage checkpoint protein 1-like
Exons: 25
Coding region: 89-2233 (714 amino acids)
Source: RefSeq, a predicted model, not a curated record
GAAAAAAGUAUGCUGACAGAGCGGGAUUUAUGUUAGAGCCAGAGAAGUAACAGCAACACAGACAAAGGACACAAGACAUACCGCAGGAAUGAGCCUCCAGGUUUGCUAUUGUGGAUGGUCCAAAGUGACAACUUACCAUGGCCUGAGAACUCAUCAGGGGAAGAUGGGAUGCACACCAAAAGGUGUCAUGUUUGUAGAGAGCGAACUGCGGUGUCAAUGGGAACAUGUGGACAUUAAGCUGGAUUUCUACGCCACUACCAAGACUGAAACAACAGACGUCUACUCAGACAUGAAGGUCUACGCUUGUCACUGUGGAUGGGAAAAGGUAACGACUUAUCGGGGCUUGAGAAUUCACCAGGGGAAGAGGGGAUGCACUCCAAAGGGAAUGAGGAUCCCAGAGAAAGAGCAGGAGGAGUGGAAAAAUCAGUGGAAAAUGAAAGUAAAAACGGAAGCGGAUGAGUGGAGACCUCAGUCAGCUCAAAGAAGAACUGUCAAGGAGGAGGAUUCCCCAGAACUAAAACCAGCUGCAGCAGCAGCAGCCAGAAUCAGGGAGGGAUACAAAUCAACUUCUGCAACUUCACAACGCUCUUCCCAAAGAGCCACAAGGUCAGGACAUCAUCCGCAGGAUUUCUCCGCCCUUCCACAGGCAAACAAACUGGUCAAGGAGCCCCCAGUAAGUCCACCGCCAGUAACAGCAGUCCGAGGCAGGGAGAAAAAAACCAAGCAUCAAACAUCAUCACAGAUUCCAGACAUCAGAAGUCAAUCAAUGAAAGAACAUCAGGUGACAAAUUACAGCUGUUAUGAUGAUGCACCAGCAGCCAGAAUCAAGGAGGAGCCCAAACCAUCAUUUGCAGCUCCACAGCCGCCUUUCCACAGAGUCACACAGUCAAAGUCAGGCCAUCAGCUGCAGGACUUCUCCAUCCAUCCACAGACAGCAGACGGUAGAGCCAUGGCAGAAAACCAAAGCAUCGUCAGGCGAAGGGAAUCUGCGCCAAAGGCAUCGAUAAUUAAAGAGGAGCCUCAGUCACCCUUUGUGACUCCACAGUGCUUUUCCCAAAGACCCACAAACUCAAACGCAGGCCGUCGGCUGCAGAAUUUCUCCACUGGUGUGCAGGUGAAUAGUUUGGUCAGGGAGCAUCCAACAGCCGUGUACCCAGCAACAGCACUUCGACCUAAGGAGAAACACAGGGAGGAUCAGACGUUCCAGGAACAGAAUGCACCAGUGCCAUCAAACAUCAGCUCUCCAGCCACAGCCACAACCACAGAGGAACCCAUACCACCAGUUCCAUCACGGCCUUUCCAAAGUGCCACAUACCCAGAGUCAGGCAGCCAGCUGCAGGAUUUCUCCACUGAUGCACAGGUGAAUGGAUCGGCCAGUGAGCAUCCACCACCUGCACUGCCGGCAACACUGCUCCACCAAAAGAAGAAAGACAGGAAGGACGUUGCGAGUCAAGAGAGAGUGAAACCUGAUUUACAGGAAAAUAUUGAGGAGAGAAAAGAAAAAAAGAGCAGCAUCACACCGACAAACAGAGCCUGCGAGAAUGGACCUCGUUCAACAAGCAGGAACAGCAAACACAACACAACAAAAGAACAUCCCAAACCAAAUUGUGAAACUGCACCGCCCGAUACCUCCACUGGCAUGAAGGUGAAGGAACUGGCCCGGAUGUUUUCAGCUAUCAUAACCAAGGAAGCAGCAGAACGACCAACGGAGGAGCACAGAGAGAAACAAACACAGGUGAAGCCGUUAACUCAGAAGUUUUCAGCCACCGCAGCCCAGGAAACUGCAAAACAGCUCCAACCAAAGGGGAAAGACAGGGAGGAUCAAAAGCUGUCACAGACUGUGCCAGAGUCAACAAGUAUCUCCCAAACAAAUUCUGCAGCAGCAGAAGCCACAACACAAGAUGAUCCCAAAUCACUGGGGGAAAGUGCACAGCCCGGUUCCUCCACUGGCAUGAAGGUGAAGGAACUGGCCCGGAUGUUUUCAGCAACCACAACCCAGGAAACAGCAGGCCAACCAAAAGACAAAUGCAGAGACAAACGAAACCUAUCACAGCAGGUGCCACAUUCAACAAAUGCCACCAACAAAAUGAAUCCUGCAGCAGCAGCAGGAGCCACAACUGAGGCGGAGCCCAAAUCAUCAGCCUGUGAAACUGCAGAGCUCUCACAUUUCCCUGCUGGCAUGAAGGUGAAGGAACUGGCUCGGAUGUUUUCAGCACCCACAACCCAGAAAUGAAUGGUCCAACCACAGGAGAAACACUGAGACACACAAAAACUGGCAUAGGUGCCACUGGAAACUGUCGACUGUAUUUUACAUAUUUGCACAAAUGCAAAGUGAACAGAUUCAUGCAGGUUUCUCAGCACUAUAAUCUUUAGCUACCAUCGCUCGUCAGCAGCAGAACAGUUUUAAGCUUGGUGCUUCUGUACGUUUACAGUUACUUUAUGACUCUUCUUAACUUGCUCUACUGUUACUGUCUUUUAGCUGAAUGUAAAAACUACUGUUUGGCAAAACUUCAUUCAAGCAUUUAGCACUAUCCCAUAACUGUGUCUGUAGCCACAGCUACUGCAACACAAGUCCCACUGUCUCGCUUUAAGAACGACAGCAUCAUUUCAAAAAUGUGUCAAGGAUUUUUUAAAAAAAUGUUUUCAUGUGCAUUUGGCUGCACUUGUAGAUGGUGGAAUAAUAACCCAGAGAUCAUUUUUGACCUCUGACCUCCCUUUUCCAGGACUUGUUACAGAAAACCCAGCAUUAAAAACCUAAGGAAACUGA